Molecule: messenger RNA, 276 nt
Organism: Paramecium sonneborni
Lineage: Eukaryota; Ciliophora; Oligohymenophorea; Peniculida; Parameciidae
Source: the annotation of a GenBank genome assembly
AUGUACAAGAAAUUCUAUAAAAAAUUUAAAAUAUAACUUCAUAAUCAAUUUACAAAAAAAGAUGCAAAUUAAACAGUUUAAAAUAGUCAAAAUUUUAAAUAAAAAGAAAUAUUUUUUAAAAUUACUGCUUCAUAUUUGAUAUUAUAAUAAAAGCUUUAAGAAAUAAAAAAGAAAUUUAUGUCAAAUUUAAUUACUUCGUUGAUGGAAUGCCCCUAUACAUUUGUCCACAAAAUCUCUUAGAGAAAAUAACUAAAAUAAAAUUAAAAUUAAAAUUGA